AAGAUCGAGAAUAGGAGUAUAUCGAACUCUUAGUACUGCAUCAAGAUAGUCGGUAAAUAGCUCAUUUCAUCGAGGACUACAAUUGGAUUGACAUCUUCAAAAUAUAUUAUCAUGCCUCCUCAACGCGAACACCCACCUCUCACUAGAACGGCUGGGAGGGGAAGAGGUCAUUCCUGACAUAGUCAACUAGAUCCUAUAGAGGGGGAAUCGACUGUGUCUACUAUUCGGGCAGCACCUGCUGUUGAACAGACCGAGACUUCUCCACAUCCUCCGCUACCUACUAGUAUUCCUGCCAUGCCUCCUGAGGCAGUUCAGGCAUUGGCAGCCUUCUUUACUGCUAUUGCUGGCCAGGCUCAGGCUGGUCAAGCUCUUCCUACAGUUCCUCCAAGUGUUCCUUCAGUACCACCACCCCCACUUUCUGUCCCACCACCAGUGUUGGAUGUUUUUAAUUCUAAGAAGUUUAAAGAGGCUAGGCAACAUGGUUGCACUUCUUUUAUGGGUGAAUCCGACGCAAUCGUAGCUAAAGAGGUGGUGCAAAUGGCUUUAAGAGUUGAGAAGCUUGCGAAUGAAAAUAGGAGUCUGCGAGCUGAAGUAGCAAAAAGGAGAAAUUUGAGUGUAUUUUCUAGUCAGCCACCAAAAAGGGGCAAAGACUCCUCUGUUUCAAGAAGUACUACUACUAUUUUAGUAACAUCUUUCCAACCUCCAUUUUCAUAAACACAGCAGAAGUCUCCGAGAUUUAACAGCUCUGCGAUGACUAUUUCUGGGAAGAGUUCCGGAGGUUCUGAUAGAUGCAGAAAUUGUGGGAAUUAUCAUGUGGGGCUGUGUAGGGGGCUUGCACGAUGUUUUCAUUGUGGUCAAUUGGGUCAUAUUAGGAGUAUUUGCCCACAAUUAGGACAGGCUACGGUUGUUGCCCCAUCUCCACCAGCUCGUACGGAUAUGCAGAGGAGAGAUUCUUCUGGAUUACCACUGAUACAGGGAUGAUUUUGACAUACCACCAAGGGUAGAUUACAUAUGUGAAAAUUACUGUACUAAUAAAAUGCAUAUGA
This is a messenger RNA of Theobroma cacao (cacao), 1046 nucleotides long. The record is from RefSeq and is a predicted model, not a curated record. Lineage: Eukaryota; Viridiplantae; Streptophyta; Magnoliopsida; Malvales; Malvaceae.